UUUAUUUUAGACAUUAUAGUAAUGCUCACCCUGAAAAACACGCAGAGUAUGUGGCACAGAAACAUAUUAAUUUCAAUCGUAAACAAGUAAUUAUUGACACAUUCUUCACAAAACAGAAUAGUUCGUACGGAUCGCAACAUCCUGACCAAAUUAAAAUUACAGACUCCUUAGUUACAAACCUUAUUGUUGGUUGCUCACUUCCAUUAUCUCUUGUUGAGAAUUCAAAUUUUCGGAAAUUUAUCUGCGAUAUGAAUAACAAGUACGUACUACCAUCACGAAGCCAUCUAACAUCUCAAUUAAUACCAGAGGCUGUUAAAGAAAAAAGAGAACUUAUUUCAAAAAAAGUUCAGUCCAUUGGGCAUAUAGCAAUGACUGUUGAUAUAUGGACUGAUAGAAGGAUGCAUUCAAAUCUUGCUUGUACGGGACACUACUUUUCUGAUGCCAAGCUCCAAAAUUUUCUUUUGGCUUUUCGUCCAGUCAAAGGAAGGCAUAAUGGUCAAUUAAUUGCAGAUGAACUAAAUAACAUCAUUGAGCAAAAUCAAAUCAGAACAAAGCUAGGAUGUGUUGUAACUGAUAACGCCUCAAAUAUGAAAAAAGCUUUUGAUGUGCUCAGUGAAUUUCAGGCUAAUGAGAGUGAAGAUAAAUCUAGACAUAUUGUUAUAGUUGAUGACAAAGAAAUGUGGAAUGAUCUGCAUGAAGAAGAUCAACUCAUUGUGAACGAAGCUAUCGAGCAACAUGCAACAGAAAGAUUGGCCUGCUAUGUGCAUUCUUUGCAGCUGUGUGUAAAAGAUGGACUAACUCAUCUGAAAACAGCUAACAGUUUGUUAGCCAAAUGCUCAAAGCUGGCAAGUUUAACACAUCAAAGUACGCUUUUCCGUGGAAAUUUUUCAGUCAAAGUUUGGAAAAGGACGCUCUAUACCAAAAACCAAUGCUACAAGGUGGAACAGCAUGUUUGUUCAGCUGUCCAGUAUUAUCAGGUUGGAUCCUGUAAAACUUUCGGAUUUGCUCAGAGGAGACCAUAGUAAUCUUAUUUUGACACAACGUGAGAUGGCAAUCUUGCGUGAACUAGUAGAAAUUCUUCAGCCUUUUGCAGAGGCUACAGAUUUUUUACAGGGUGAUAGCUAUCCAACAAUAGGAUGCGUUGUGCCUUCAAUUGUUGGCCUGCAUAAGUGUCUUAACACACUCAGUUCAACUGUCAAGUAUCACAUUCCACUGGUUAACGGUUUGUUGAGCUCCUUGUGUGGCAUAUUUGGUGGAUUCUUGCAGAAUGUCAAAAUUUUGCCAAAAGGUGACAAAAUUAAGAAGAACCUAAAUUUUUCUUCAAUGCUUUACCUAAUGGCCUCAGCCUUAGAUCCCAGUUAUUUGUUACUUUGGCUAGAGGAAGACCAUCCUGGACCAGAUGAUGUCAAAAGAUUUGUUCGUCAACAUAUUGCGACUCUUAUAAGUAUAGUCGUUAGAGAAUUGAAAUGAGACAACAAAAUAUUGUUCCAUUGUCACCAACCACUAUUGCUACAGCUUUCAUGGAAAAAAUGGUUUCGAUUGAAUCAAGCACUUAUAAAGAAGAGGCAUGGGUGAAAGCUCAAUCUGCUGAAUAUUACAAUAUUAUGAAUCCUCUGAUAGAGAAGCUUUUCUGUAUUCCAGCUUCUUCUGCACCAGUGGAACGCAUAUUCAGCCAGGGAGGUUUAAUUAUGCGACCGAAUCGUGUUAGACUGGGUGAUGAGAUGUUAUCGUCUCUUGCUUAUUUGAAAUGUAACAGUGAUGUGUAAACCAUAAUUUCUGACAAUGUUUAGUUUGUUUCUACUAGGAUUAACUAACGUGUUAUAUAAGUUGUGAAAUCAAGUUGUACAAAAACCCAGUUUUUUAUUUAUGUUGUUUCUGAAA
This is a messenger RNA of Hydra vulgaris (swiftwater hydra), 1881 nucleotides long. The record is from RefSeq and is a predicted model, not a curated record. NCBI's taxonomy places the organism in Eukaryota, Metazoa, Cnidaria, Hydrozoa, Anthoathecata, Hydridae.